CGGCUACCACAUGCGGUGGCUGGCACCAGAUAAGUGACCGUUGGCUGGCGAGGCCACCUUUUUUAGAUAUAUAACCGUUACACAACUUCCCUUCGCAAAACCAAACUCCAAGUGAGAACAAAUCCCGGAAAACAACAUCCAGUCCUUGAAUCAGAGGUAACUGGUUGAACCAUGACUGCUGAGGAAACCCCGGUGGUGGCUGAGGUUGUCAUUCCUCAAGAACAGCCCAAAAAAGUUGUUGAAGAGAGCGAAAAUGAUGUUCAGGAGGAUUGGCAAGUGAAGGAAGUGCAAGACUACGAUGAUUCCAAGCCUAAAACUGUUCAGAAGAGCUCUUCAUACAAGGAAGAAAGCAACUUUCUUUCUGAUCUUAAGGAGUUUGAGAAAAAGGCCCUGAAUGAGUUCAAAUCAAAACUCGAAGAAGCUAUUCUUGGAAACAAUCUGUUCAAGAAAAAGGAGCUAAAGAAGAAACAGAAGGAAAGUGAAGAGAAAGAGAAAUCAGAGAAUAAAGAAGAAACAGAGAAGGAAACAGAACCUGAAAAUGGUGAAGAAAGCGAGAAACAAGCGCAGGAAGAAGCCGAAAUGAAUGAGCAGAAGGCUGUGGAAGAAAAUGGCGAAGAAAUCGACAAAGAUGUCUCCAUUUGGGGAACCCCACUUUUGCCCAGCAAAGGAGCAGAGGGCACUGAUGUGAUCCUCCUGAAGUUCUUGAGAGCUAGAGAGUUCAAAGUCAAUGAAGCCUUCGAGAUGCUAAAGAAGACCCUUCAAUGGAGGAAGGAAUCCAACAUUGAUUCAAUCUCGGAUGAAGAUUUACAAGUUGAUCUAAGCUCAGCCUUCCACAUGAAUGGCAUAGAUCGUGAAGGUCACCCUGUGUGCUACAACAUUUAUGGGGUGUUCGGAAACGAAGAGCUUUACACCAAGGCAUUUGGAACUGAGGAGAAUCGCAAACAGUUCUUGAGAUGGAGAUUCCAGCUGAUGGAAAAGGGUAUUAGGAAGCUUGAUUUGAAGCCUGGUGGUGUCACAUCUUUGCUUCAAAUCAGUGAUCUCAAGAAUUCUCCUUCUCCAUUAAAGAAGGACCUCAGAGUCGCCAUGAAGCAAGCUGUUGGGAUUUUGCAGGACAAUUAUCCUGAAUUAGUUGCCAGAAAUAUAUUUAUAAAUGUUCCAUUCUGGUAUUAUGCUUUGAAUUCCCUUUUAUCUCCUUUCCUAACCCAAAGAAGCAAGAGCAAAUUUGUUGUUGCACGACCUGCAAAGGUCACAGAGACCUUGCUCAAAUACAUCCCAGCAGAAGAAAUCCCUGUCCAGUAUGGUGGAUUCAAGAGGGAGAAUGAUUUUGAGUUCUCAACUGAAGAUGGUAAAGUUUCUGAACUUGUCAUCAAAGCAGGAUCAUCUGAAACCAUUGAGAUCCCUGCAGAAGAGGUUGGAGCUAUGCUGCUAUGGGAUGUGAUUGUUUUGGGUUGGGAAGUAAAUUACAAGGAAGAAUUUGUACCAAGUGAAGAUGGUUCUUACAGCAUCAUAAUUUCAAAGGGAAAGAAAAUGAGUUAUUCCGAAGGGCCGAUUCGAAACAGUUUCAAGAAUAAUCAACUUGGAAAAGUUGUCCUGACCUUAGUAAACAGCUCCGGCAAGAGAAAAAUGGUUUUGUAUCGCUAUAAGAUCAAGAAGAGUGAUUCUUUCUAAAAACAUCCCUAUAUAUAUUAUAUUCAUUGUUUCAUUGCUUAUUACAUUCUUUUUAUGGCGGAGAAACAUCAUUUUUUUCCCUCUGCAGGGAUGACUAUGUUCCUCUGCUUAAGUUUUAUGGAUUUCUUUGUUAAAUAUAUACCAGCAAUAAAAUUAAAGAUUGUUUUGAGUUAAUUCUA
Molecule: messenger RNA, 1847 nt
Organism: Manihot esculenta (cassava)
Lineage: Eukaryota; Viridiplantae; Streptophyta; Magnoliopsida; Malpighiales; Euphorbiaceae
Product: patellin-4
Exons: 5
Coding region: 172-1668 (498 amino acids)
Molecular function (GO): lipid binding
Source: RefSeq, a predicted model, not a curated record